Molecule: messenger RNA, 832 nt
Organism: Oncorhynchus masou masou (cherry salmon)
Lineage: Eukaryota; Metazoa; Chordata; Actinopteri; Salmoniformes; Salmonidae
Product: glycogenin-1-like
Exons: 4
Coding region: 107-493 (128 amino acids)
Source: RefSeq, a predicted model, not a curated record
AGCAUUCAAACAAUACGGUGGCAACGCCAAGGUGGUCCACUUCCUGGGUCAGACCAAGCCGUGGAGCUACACGUACGACCCCAAGACCAAGAGGGUCAGUGGGGACAUGCAGGAGACCUCCACACACACCAGCUUCCUUCUGGACUGGUGGUUCCUCUACUCUUCCUCUGUGGUGCCCAUGAUGGUGGAGGGAUACGGAGACCAGCCUUUCCACUCUGGCUGUGUGGAAGUUCAUCUAGAAUUCCAGUCCCCUGUCAAAGAAAAUUGUGACCACCAUGGUCACUGGCCUGGGUCAUGGUCACAGAUCAAUAGUCACAAGGAAGGUGGCUGGAAGGGAAACAGCUCGUCACAUGACUCCCAUCACACUGAGCCAUACAUGUCACCAGAGACAUCCGAGGAACGCAAGCAGAAAUGGGAGCAGGGCCAGGCGGACUACAUGGGAAUGGACUCGUUUGACAAUAUCCAGAAAAAGCUUGACGCUUUUCUCAAAUAAAGGGAAACUGAGUUUGACUGAUUCAGUUUAGUUAGUUUCACCCACCCCUCCAUCUUACCAAUAGUUGAUUCUCCAUAUUAGUGAGCCAUUACCCACCCCAGCUCCGAAGACUACAACACAAUUCUGUUACGAUGGGAAACAUUCUGACAUUGUUGGCAGAGGGCAUCCAACUGAGCAACACUUGUAUAGUAUGUUUAUCCUGUUAUAUAUGUACUGUGAAGAUCACGACACUGAAGCACCGAUUUAUUGACAAGCUUUUACAAGUCCUAUCUACUUUUUUUUUCUAUUUGAAAAUGUUUAGAGAAUUAAAACCGCAAUAAAAUAUAAUAAUUAAAUAUG